Molecule: messenger RNA, 1647 nt
Organism: Lycium barbarum (goji berry)
Lineage: Eukaryota; Viridiplantae; Streptophyta; Magnoliopsida; Solanales; Solanaceae
Product: patellin-6
Exons: 4
Coding region: 165-1400 (411 amino acids)
Molecular function (GO): lipid binding
Source: RefSeq, a predicted model, not a curated record
UUGAAACAUUUCCACUCAACUUUCCCUUUCUUUCAUCUUUGUCUCUAUUACUCCCUGUUUUCCUGUCCCUUUCUUUCCCCAUAACAUAUCUCUUCUUUGUCCCUAAAAAAAUCCACACCACACAUACAUAAAAAAUUUAGUGUUGCCGCUCUAGAGCUAAAAAGAUGGAUUCUUCCUCUCCCAUUUCUGUUCAAAAAGCUUCACCAAAGCCACAACCUUACAGAAAAAGCUUUGUAACUUCUCUAAUGGAAGCAGCUACAUUACGCACCCCAUCUUUUAAAGAAGACACUUACUUCAUUUCCAACCUUAAAUCAUCCGAAAAAAAAGCAUUACAAGAAUUGAAAGACAAGCUUGGAAAUGAAUCUUUUUCCAUGUGGGGUAUUCCACUUUUAAGUGGAGAUGAAAAAGCUGAUGUUAUUCUCCUUAAAUUCCUUAGAGCAAGGGAUUUUAAGGUAUCAGAUUCACUACACAUGUUGGAAAAAUGUCUGUCUUGGAGGAAAGACUUUAAUGCUGACAACAUUUUGGAAGAAGAUUUAGGGUUUAAAGAACUUGAAGGAGUUGUUGCUUAUAUGCAUGGAUAUGACAAAGAAGGACACCCUGUUUGUUACAAUGCUUAUGGGGUGUUUAAAGAUAAGGAAAUGUAUGAGAGGAUAUUUGGUGAUGAAGAAAAACUGAAAAAGUUCUUGAGAUGGAGAGUUCAAGUUCUUGAAAGAGGCAUUGACAUGCUGCAUUUUAAGCCUGGUGGAAUUAAUUCCAUUAUUCAGGUUACUGAUCUUAAAGAUAUGCCUAAGAGAGAAUUAAGGGUUGCUUCUAAUCAGAUCUUAUCUCUUUUCCAAGAUAAUUACCCUGAAAUGGUCGCUCGUAAGAUAUUUAUAAAUGUGCCAUGGUACUUCAGUGUGUUGUAUUCAAUGUUUAGUCCAUUUCUGACUCAAAGAACCAAGAGCAAGUUUGUGAUAUCCAAGGAGGGAAAUGUUGCCGAGACAUUAUUCAAAUUCAUUAAGCCUGAGGAUAUUCCUGUUCAGUAUGGUGGACUGAGUCGACCCACUGAUUUACAAAAUGGGCCCCCAAAACCAGCUUCUGAAUUCACUGUUAAAGGAGGAGAGAAAGUCAAUAUUCAAAUUGAAGGCAUUGAGGCUGGUGCCACAAUAACAUGGGACAUAGUAGUAGGAGGAUGGGAAUUGGAGUACAGUGCAGAAUUUGUACCAAAUGGUGAAGGCAGCUACACCAUUGCUGUGGAGAAGCCAAGGAAAAUUGCAGCAAGUGAAGAGGCAAUUCACAACUCAUUCACUUCAAAAGAAGCUGGAAAAAUGAUGCUUUCUGUAGACAACACUGCCUCUCGCAAGCGAAAAGUUGCAGCCUAUCGAUACAUCGUCCGUAAAUCUGCAAUAAUUUCAGGCUAAAAUGGAAGGACCACAAAAAAAAGCUUGUUUUUUUUACUCACUUUAUCUAGGAGUUGUUUUUUCAGCUUGUUGAUGAAUGUUUGGGCAAGUUAGUAGUAGUAAUAUUAUCUUAAGUGAUAGUGCGCUAGUAUGAAUAUAUAAAUGGUGGUAUUAUAUUGCUUAUUAGUACUACUAAUAUGAAGUGAUGAAAAGCACAUUAACUUUGCUAAUAUAUGGAGUACCACUUAAUUGUGGGGCUUCUUUUAAA